GUAUAUACUAUGCUUCUUUUUGUGUAGAAAGGGAGGGAGAGGGAGAACGUAUAUUUAUGUUGCUUAUUUACCCAAAGAAACUCCAGAGGGCUGCACAAGAAUCUAAUGAGUGGUUGGGGGAGUGGUGGGAACUGAAUGGAUAGGAAACAGGGUUGGGAGUGAACCUGUCCAUUAUAUAUCUCUAUCUUUUACUUUUGAAUCUUAUGAUUAUAUUUUUAAAAACUAAAUUAAUAAUGGUUUCUUGAAUUGUUUCAGCUGCUCCAAGGACAUUGUUUUCUUUUUCUUGAUCUUUCUCUUCUGUGUUAAAGAUUUUCGUCAAAUGGCUGUCUCCUGAUUCUGUUCGUAUUUAAGAAUGACCUAGUAGAAGGGCUAACUGGGAGUUCUGUGUACCUCGGUAGAGUACACAGCCUACAACUGGUAGGCUUUAUUUUGGGAUAACUAGGUAGGAAGCUGGCUGUUACACUUGGACGGCCCAAAUGCCAGAGGGCAGAGGCCUUUGCUUUGGGGCACCCUUAUUCUUCCCAGUUUGUUGAAUUUGGUAUUCUGCAGGCAGGGAUUUCUUUCUUUCAGGGGGAGAGUUCAUCAACUGUAUCAUAAUUCAGACCUUCAGUUAAUCCCUGUUUUCAGCUUUUUUCUCACUCUGGCUCUUUUUGGGAUCAGUCUUUGCAUGUGGAGUCCCUCUGGAGUUUUGCCCCGCAAGUCUGCUCCCUCCUAGGUUGGAACCCUUUCUAUUAUAUACUUUAGAUUGGAGCAUCCUUUGAUUUAUGUUUUCAGUCAGUUCUUUCCUGUCUUCUCUCUGUCAGAAAUUGUUGAAAUCUUGUAUUUGCUAUGCCAUUUUCCAUUCAUGUCCUUGACUUGUGAUGUAUACGUUUAUGUUCUUUUCCUAUCGCUUUUCCAGGGUCUUGAAAAAUACAAGAGAGAGAGGGAUUCACUUCACCUUCUUGAACCAGAAGUCAACAGUAGUAUGUCUUAAACUUUGAUAAACUGUAGGCUCCUUGAGGACAAGAACUGACUUUUCUUUUAUCCCCAGACGCUGACACAGUACUUGGCACUUGGUUGCUAUGGAAACAUAUGACCGCGUAAAAGGAAGUCCAUUCUGAUAAUUCUGAUACCUGAGAUGUAACUGGACUGAAGAGUGGAAAAGGAAAAAUUUUAGUGCCAACCUUAAUUACAAUGGCUACUGAUUCAGGAGAGCCAGCUAGCACAGAAGAUUCUGAGAAACCUGAUGGAGUUUCAUUGGAAAACAGAGUUCCUCAGGCUCCAGCGACUUUGACAGUAGAAGCAAGACUAAAGGAAAAAAACAGUACCUUGUCUGCUUCUGGGGAAACCAUAGAAAGGAAGAGAUUCUUCCGAAAGAGUGUUGAGAUGACAGAAGAUGACAAAGUUGCUGAAUCUUCCUCCAAAGAUGAGAGAAUAAAGACUGCAACAGAUAUUCCAAGAGUAGAAAAGCUUCCUACAAAUGUGCUAAGAGGAGGACAAGAAGUUAAAUAUGAACAAUGUUCAAAGGCAACUUCGGAAUCCUCAAAAGAUUGUUUCAAGGAGAAAAAUGAAAAGGAAAUGGAAGAAGAAGCAGAAAUGAAGGCUGUAGCUACUUCUCCUAGUGGCAGGUUCCUGAAAUUUGACAUAGAGCUGGGAAGAGGAGCAUUUAAAACAGUGUAUAAAGGACUGGACACUGAAACAUGGGUUGAGGUUGCUUGGUGUGAACUGCAGGACCGGAAAUUAACCAAAGCUGAGCAGCAAAGGUUCAAGGAAGAAGCAGAGAUGUUAAAGGGUCUCCAACAUCCCAAUAUAGUUCGAUUUUAUGAUUCCUGGGAGUCUAUAUUAAAAGGAAAGAAAUGUAUUGUAUUAGUGACUGAACUUAUGACAUCAGGAACCUUAAAGACGUACUUAAAACGAUUUAAAGUCAUGAAACCAAAGGUCUUAAGGAGCUGGUGCAGGCAAAUUUUAAAGGGAUUGCAGUUCUUGCACACUAGGACUCCUCCUAUUAUUCACCGGGAUCUGAAGUGUGACAAUAUUUUCAUCACGGGACCCACUGGAUCUGUGAAGAUUGGUGAUCUAGGACUAGCCACCUUAAUGCGCACAUCAUUUGCUAAGAGUGUCAUUGGGACUCCUGAGUUUAUGGCCCCAGAGAUGUAUGAAGAACACUAUGAUGAAUCUGUGGAUGUCUAUGCUUUUGGAAUGUGUAUGUUGGAAAUGGCUACUUCGGAGUACCCUUAUUCUGAGUGUCAGAACGCAGCUCAAAUAUACCGUAAAGUAACUAGUGGCAUAAAACCAGCCAGUUUCAAUAAAGUCACCGAUCCUGAAGUGAAAGAAAUCAUUGAAGGAUGUAUUCGUCAAAACAAAUCUGAAAGGUUGUCUAUCAGGGACCUACUAAACCACGCAUUUUUUGCUGAGGAUACAGGACUGAGGGUGGAGUUAGCAGAGGAAGACGAUUGUUCAAAUUCCUCCCUGGCUUUAAGACUGUGGGUUGAAGACCCUAAAAAACUGAAAGGAAAACAUAAAGACAAUGAAGCUAUUGAAUUCAGUUUCAAUUUAGAAACUGAUACACCUGAGGAAGUAGCAUAUGAAAUGGUCAAGUCAGGAUUCUUCCAUGAAAGUGAUUCCAAAGCUGUGGCUAAGUCCAUUAGAGAUAGGGUGACCCUGAUAAAGAAGACCAGGGAGAAGAAACCACCUGGCUGUUUCGAAGAACGCAGGGAUUCCCAGUGCAAAUCUGUAGGGAAUAUACUCCCUCAGCACCAGAAUACAACUUUGCCUCCUGCUCCUGCUCAGCACACCGGGGCUGAAUGUGAAGAAACUGAGGUUGAUCAACAUGUUCGACAACAGCUUCUACGAGGAAAACCACAGCAGCACUCCUCUUCUGUUACAGGUGACAGUUUGUCCGAGGCAGGAGCUGGAUCAGUUAAACACUCAGAUACUUCAAGUCAGCCCAAUAUAGCCUAUUCCUCAGACCAGAUGAUGGGCUCUCAAAUGGUUUCUAACAUCCCACAGGCUGAAAUAAAUGUUCCAGGGAAAAUUUAUCCAUCCCAGCAGCUAGUAGGACAUUACCAGCAGAUUUCAGGGUUGCAGAAGCAGCCCAAGCUGACUCAGCCCCCAAUUUUGCCUUUGGUUCAAGGUCAGUCCACUGUUUUGCCUGUACAUGUCCUUGGACCUCCAGUUGUCUCUCAACCCCAGGUUUCCCCAUUAACUGUCCAGAAGGUGUCACAGGUAAAGCCUGUAUCCCAACCAGUUGGAGCUGAACAACAAGCAACUCUUCUAAAGCCAGAUUUAGUUCGAAGUUUGAAUCAUGAUGUGGCAGCUGUGAAGGAAAACACCAAUACCCCUGAUAACCCAAGUGGAAAUGGCAAACAAGAUCGGAUCAAACAGAGAAGAGCUUCCUGUCCUCGACCAGAGAAAGGGACUAAAUUCCAGCUCACUGUCCUUCAGGUGUCAACCUCUGGAGAUAACAUGGUAGAGUGUCAACUGGAGACACACAAUAAUAAGAUGGUCACCUUCAAGUUUGAUGUUGAUGGUGAUGCUCCAGAGGAUAUUGCAGACUAUAUGGUCGAAGAUAACUUUGUGCUGGAAAGUGAGAAAGAAAAAUUUGUAGAAGAAUUGAGAGCUAUUGUAGGUCAAGCCCAGGAGAUCCUUCAUGUCCACUCUGCUGCAGAAAGAGCCAUUGGAGUUGACUCUGUUACCGUGGAACCCAACAGUAGCCAAACAGGAUCAUCUGAACAAGUACAGAUAAAUUCUGCACCCACCCACACCAGCAAUGAAUCUGCUCCUCAGUCAUCCCCAGUUGGUCGGUGGCGAUUCUGUAUCAAUCAAACGAUAAGAAACCGUGAGGCUCAGUCUCCUCCUUCUUUUCAGCCGUCCAUGUCUGCAGUUCCUGGACUACAGCCACAUUUUAGUCCAAGAAACACCAGUAAUAAGGAAAUAUCACAGGACACACUGCUCACUCUAGAAAAUAAUCCAUGCCAGCGUGUACUUUUCACCUCCAAAUCAGAACACAAGGAUGUAGUUGAUGGUAAGAUUUCUGAAUAUGCCAGUGUGGAAACUAAGCAGCCAGCUAUAUUUUAUCAAGUGGAAGAUGACAGGCAGAUAAUGGCACCAGUUGCUACUAGUUCCAGUUAUACUGCUACUUCAGUUCAUGCAGUCCCAGUUGAAUGUGAGGGACUCACCAACCAAGCAAGCAUGUUCCUACCUGUGUAUCCAUGUCACCAAGCUGCCAAUCAGGCUGAUGUACUUAUGGCCCAUCCUGGUGAGUCAACUCAGAUUGCUGGUAACUCUCUUACAACUCCGGCAUGUAUGUCUGAUCAAAAGCCUCAAUCCUUAGUGCAGCAGCCGACUAUGGAUACAGAGUUUAUUUCCCAAGAAGGAGAAACCACAGUGAACACUGAAGCAAGUUCUUCUAAGAUGGUCAUUCCCACUCAGACUCCCAGCCUUGAACCGACUACCCUUCUACCCACUACUGUCCUGGAAUCAGAUGGGGAAAGACCUCCAAAAAUGGAGUUUGCAGACAACCGAAUUAAAACUCUGGAUGAAAAAUUAAGAAACUUGCUCUAUCAGGAGCAUAGUAUAUCUAGCAUCUAUCCUGAGAGUCAGAAGGAUACUCAAAGCAUAGACUCUCCAUUUUCUUCCUCUGCUGAAGAUACACUCUCAUGUCCAGUGCCAGAAGUCGUAGCCAUCAGUCACUGUGGAAUUCAAGAUAGUCCUGCACAGUCCCCUAAUUUUCAGCAGACAGGCUCUAAGAUUCUGUCCAAUGUGGCUGCAAGUCAGCCUACUAACAUAUCAGUGUUCAAAAGGGACCUGAAUGUGAUAACUUCUGUACCCAGCGAAUUAUGUUUACAUGAGAUGUCCCCAGAUGCUUCACUUCCAGGGGAUCCAGAGGCCUAUCCUGCUGCUGUGUCAGGCGGUGGAGCCAUUCAUCUGCAGACAGGAGGUGGAUAUUUUGGCCUAAGCUUUACUUGUCCUAGUCUCAAAAAUCCUAUUAGCAAGAAAUCCUGGACUCGCAAAUUAAAAAGCUGGGCAUACAGGCUACGGCAGUCAACCAGCUUUUUCAAGAGAUCAAAAGUCCGUCAAGUGGAAACAGAAGAUAGGAGAUCAGCAGUUGCUCCUGAUCCCAUUCCUCUGACAGGAGAGUCCACAGCUGAUACCAGGGCUUUGAGUAGAUGUAAAGCCAUGAGUGGAUCAUUUCAGCGGGGUCGGUUCCAGGUGAUUACAGUUCCUCAGCAGCAGUCAGUGAAAGUGACAUCUUUUGGAGUGGAACACAUACCAGCGUUCAGUGAAAUGACAAGCCAUUCUAGUGAAGAAGCCUUUACUGAAACAGCAAAGUCUCAUUUGGUAGAAAUGGAACCUGCCACACAUAAUCCACAAACUUCAUUUUCUUCUCAGAAGUUACAAUUUCUUCACGAAACCUUUAAAGAAGACAAAAGAAUUCCCAAACAAGGUGACAAAUUCUCAUCUUUCAGCACAGCUUGUGAGACUGAUGUUUCUUCCAUGACCCCAGAAAAAGAAUUGGAAGAAAAUUCAGCCACAGGAAGUAGCAUGCAGUCUGGAUCUGAACUGUUGGUUAAAGAGAUAGAGAUACUUACAGUUGGGAAACAGCCUGGUUCUGAUAGUGAAUUUUCAGCCGCUCUUUCUGGGAAAGGGAAGUCAGUGGCAAAGACUGGUCCAGAGAGUGAUCAGUGCUUACCACUUGGUGAAGAAAAAGCCUAUGCUCAAGCACAGAGCUCACUCUUCUAUUCGCCAUCUUCCCCAAUGAGCAGUGAUGAUGAGUCAGAAAUAGAGGAUGAGGACUUGAAAGUGGAGCUUCAAAGAUUGCGAGAAAAACACAUUCAAGAGGUGGUAAAUCUUCAAACCCAGCAGAAUAAGGAGCUGCAGGAGCUCUAUGAACGCCUUCGGGCAAUUAAAGAUAGCAAAGUCCAAUCAUCAGAGAUUCCUCUGCCACCUGCAUCACCACGUAGACCAAGAUCUUUCAAAAGCAAACUUCGCAGUCGCCCCCAGUCCUUGACACAAGUGGACAAUGGUGCAGUUGCUACAGAUCCACUCUGUGUGGAGAGUAAUGCAGCAUCAUGCCAGCAAUCUCCAGCUAGUAAAAAGGGGAUGUUCACAGAUGACUUACACAAACUGGUGGAUGACUGGACAAAGGAAACAGUGGGAAAUUCUCUUAUUAAGCCAAGUUUAAAUCAACUUAAACAGAGUCAACACAAAGUAGAGACAGACAACUGGAACAAAGUACAUGAAAAUACUCCAUCUACUAUGGGCUACACAUCAACAUGGAUUUCUUCUCUGUCCCAAAUCCGUGGAGCUGCCCCAACCUCCUUGCCACAAGGACUCUCACUCCCUUCAUUUCCUAGGCCAUUAUCCUCAUAUGGAAUGCCCCAUGUUUGUCAGUAUAAUGCUGUCGGGGGGCCAGGGUAUCCAGUACAGUGGGUAGGAAUUUCAGGAACACCACAACAGUCUGUAGUAAUUCCUACUCAAUCUGGGGCACCGUUCCAGCCGGGGAUGAAUUUGCAGGCGUUUCCAGCUUCAUCAGUGCAGAAUCCAUCCACGAUCCCUCCUGGUCCCAAAUGAAUCAGAGUAGAUGAUGAAGAAAAGGGAGAUUUUUUCAGAAUUAUUUUCAGGACACCUAAGAUAUUAAACUUUCUUCUUAGGUUCUGCCAUAUUUUCCCUUGUUUGAGUUUACUUUUUACUGUAUUUUUUUUGUUCCAAUGUGGUAUUUGAUAUAGCUCAUCAUUCUGUAGAACUUUGCAGUUUGUACAUAGAACACUGCACGUAGAAAUGUUUUUUCACUUCAAAACCUAUCCUCUUUGAUACUUGAUUUUUUAAAAAUACCGUUCAGAAUGCUUUAAUAAGCUCAGCUCGAGCAUUACCAUUUCCAGGACACUUUCCAUGCACUGCCGAGAUGCCCCCAGUUUUUACUUCUGCUAUCUGCAGCUGGAUGAUACUUUUCUUUAAAAUGUAUAAAAACUAUUUAAAUUGAUACUCCCCAAACGUGGAUGAAGAGAGACCCUCCAACAGCCGGAGUCUUAUGGGAUUCUUCACAUGUUUAUCUUAGGUUUACCUUUCACAGAAGGCAGGGUAACUUGCUGCAGGAAAUGUUUUGGUGUAUAAAAUUAGAAUAACUUUGUCAACCAUUAUAGAACAUGAGCCCUUUUUAAUGUGAUUUUCUUCCCGUCUUCACAGCAGUAGGAGUGAAGCCUUGUUUUAGGUGAGGCGGAGAGAAAGGUAAAAAACAGAACUGUAACAGUUCCUUGAUUCUGCAGAUACUGUAGCUGCUUUAGGAUUUCAAUAGUAAUUCAAAGCAGUUAGCUCCUUGUUUCUCAUGUGCACAUUACAUUGUUUUUGAGCAUCUGAGAGGCAUUGGUUGGCUUGCAUUCUUUUGCAAGGGAUAUAUUGCAGCUGAUAUGAAUCUCAUUUUGGGGGGAAUCUUUGUAUUCCUAAGAAAGACAAUUCAAGUUUCACCUGUAUUGAUCCAUUCUUCUGAAAUGAAAUUUACUUGACACAGUAGGUUUUGUAGGUUUUGAGACUUACACAUGAAACACUGGCUUUACAGGGUUCUAAGAGAUGUGGGGUAUACAUUGUCGUGCAGUGAGAUAGCAGACCCUUGAAGGAUACUAUUUAAGUUGCCCUUAGCUUUUUUGGAUUACCAUUUUUUUAGUUGUUAUAAGUUCUUGUUAGUAUCUAUAGCAUUUUAGAUGAUUUUAGAUCUUAGAUGAUUUUGGCAGCCUCUUUAGAAUCUGAGAGAGAUCACUGUCAAGUUGCACUUUACUGGGUUUUAUCCAGUUUUAGGAGGAGGGGAGGCAAUGUCAAAAUAGACACUUAUAGUUUUCAAGAAGGUUAACUGUAAUAAUGUUAAAAGGCUGGUCACAGAGUUACCUAAUGCUCAGUCUGUGAAACCCAAUAGAAUUCUUAAAUGGUAUUUAUCAACUACCACAUAUACAUGUUUAAAAUGAUUACUUUCCACUCCGAAGAUUUCAAGGUCAUUUCUAGUACACGUUUACCUAAUAACAAGUUCCGUCUACUGGUAAACAUUCCAAAUUAUCACCUAAUACUUCUGUUAACAGAUCUUCCUCUAUAUUCCUCUAAAAAUUUUACCCCGUGAGCUUGCCAGGUAAUGAGGAAAACUUAAUGGAUAUACUUUUUUUUUUUUCGCACAGUCUACUUUGUGACAUUCAGUACCCUUUUUCAAAAAAUGUGUCUUAUAUUACUUACCCGAGGAUCACACUUGCCAUCAUGAAGAUUCUGUCGCCAUCAUUUGGGGCAUCUAGGGCAGCAUUUUGAGAACUGCUGUUGAUAGGAGCCACAGUUUCUUUUCAUAAAACAUACUCUUGUUUGGAUGAGUCUUUCUAAAUCUUAUGUACAGAUUCUUGAAAUUUCUUCUACAGUUUUGGUUUUCAAGUUGAAGUGAGUUUUGGACAUUAGUGUAAUGCAAAUGCUUGCAUUGCAGUGUUUUCCACGUGUACAAAAACAAUGCACCUAAAAUCUGAAAUUCUUUAAAACUGCUCGUGUUUCAUUAUAAGAGUUGGCUUUGUGUAAUUACAUUGAGACUUACAACCUAUAAAGUGAAAAUACUGCAGGUUUUAAGAUCUCUUCUUCUGUAGUCGCAGUCCUUUUAAAGUGUACCCCAGGAUGAAAAAAGCUCCAUGGAUGACAUGCACAAUUACAUUUAUUAAUGGCUGCUCUACAUCAUAUGUCCCACAUUUUGCCACCACCUCUGUUUUAUAUAUAUAAUUCAUCAUUUGUUCGCCUGCAGACUUUUGCAGUGCCUUGUAAUGUUUAGAAUCUUUUCAGAUUUUUUGCUGGAAAGAAAAGUAGUCUUCUAAAGUUUGAAGAUGGUGAAUAGUGUACAGCUGUCUCCAUGCUGACUGCAGUAGCUGGGUUAACAUAUGUUAUGUAUACAUUAUGUAUAUGUAACGUAAAUUUAAAAAUACAGAAAAAAGUGAGUUUGUGCAGAAAUGAAGAAAACAGUGUUCUUCACACCACUGUGGAUUUUUAUUCUUUCCCAUUACUUAAAUGUUUGAUUCAGAUUAUAGUCACUUUGACUGUAAAUAUUGGCUAGUUUUCUACCUGGGGGUUUUGCAUUAUUUUAUAAUUUUGCUAAAUCAUAUAAUAGUGCUGUUUUCAUCCUUGCUGAGGUACUUUUCCUCCCCAGAAGUAAUUAGUUCUUGAGGCAAAGCUCAGAAAUUCCCUUCUUACUUAACAAAGAGCCUACUACCCAUGUCCAAACAAGACACAACCCUGUCCUUUUCAUUUUCCUUCUUGUAGAAGAGAAAAAAGUUGUACUAAACCAUCCUGCUUGUAAAAUUUAUUUGAGGGGUAGUCUGUAUGUCCAACCACCAUGUUUACUUCUCAAAGUCCAAGUCUGAUGAAUAGUACUGUAUCUCCAUAUGUGGCAAUGUGAGCAUUUCAUCAUGAAGUACCUGCUGCUAUGUUUGUGAAGUUGGCUGUAACAUCAUAAGAAUAUGAAACCAGUAUUGGUGUAAACCUAAUGAAAAUAACCCUAUGUAUAUUUGUAGCAGUCUUGAAUCUCUAUUUAAGGUAAUUUGCUGUAAUAUAACAAAUGCCCAUUCUGUUUUUCAUCCUUUUCUUGCCAAUUUUAUAUCAAGCAUGAAUUCUAAUGGUUUGACAGCAAAAUUAUCUGUGAAAGUUUAAAAAGCACUUUUCUGCUGCGAUUUUUGGAUUGAGUGUGGAGUGUUAUGUACAGUAUGAUGGGAUGUAUCAUUUUAGAACCCUAGAUUUAAUUCCAGUCCAAUUACUUUUGUUUAUCUACCUCGUUUUCAGUGCUGUUUUGGGGUGCACAAGUAAACACUGCCUGUGAAACUUGCUUUUUUGCCUUGAUUCUCAGUAUUCUUUCAGGUUAUAAAUCUGGCCUGCCUCCUUGUCCCAGUGCUAUGAUUUGGGAUGAGGGGUACUAUCACUCUGCCACCAAUCUGUGUUUAAAUGACGAGAGCCAUGUGCCUCUACAAAAUAAGCUUUGGGGAUCUGGGAAUAGACAACAGAGAAUAAAUCCAGCUGGUGGCAAUAGAGGACUUAGUUGUAAAAUAAACAAAUGGUAAGAAAGUAUCUAAAUUAGACAGUCCAGUGCCUGUAACUUUGCAUCUUUUAUUAGAGAUGCAUUUCUUGUCUGUGCCUAAAGGGCUAUGGUUGAAAUUGCUUUAACUACCACAGUGAAAUAUUUGACAAAUCCUACAGCAGUGGCCUGUCAUUCAGCAUAUUAGCAUACUGCUAGGUAUUUGCAGUGAUAUUUUGUUACCUUAAAAUGGCUGUAUGCUUUUAGUUGAAUUGUAGUUGGUGGUAACCGUUUAUCCAAUCUCUAAAGUUUAUUGGAGGCAUUGACUUCUUUGCUCUCUUUUCUGAGUGAUGAAAAUGAUGCAUUCCUUUUUUUCCCCAGAAAACUCAGCAAAUGUUUGUAAACCACAUGUUCCUUGUUUCACAUGUUUACUGUGUAACACUACAGCAUAUUUAAUGUUAGUAAAUACCGUAUUUCAGACAUCAUGCACAAGUACAUUCCUGAGGUAUAUUUGCCAUCAGUUUGGGAUUCAGUUAUUUAAUCUUCUCUUUGGUUUAGAAAAACUUGAGAUAUUUGAGGUGGGUAUGCAGUCCAUUUUCUAGACUAGAUUGUUCAUUUUUCAUUCUUUAGUUUAUGGGGACUUGUUUUUCCCCCCUUUGUUUAGAAGAUGAACCAGAAAGGGGGCUGGAGUGUGGUGUGGAAAAGGCCAUUGAUUUGGUAAAUGUAAUUUCUGGGACUGAAUUUUUUUUAAAAAGAAAAAAACAAUCCAGACUGUAAAAUGGUGACCACUCAAACUUGGUGAAACCCUUUGAAGUGAAAUUAGUAUGAAAUUUUUAGGGAGCCAAAUGCUUUCAGGUCACCCUGGAAAUAGUCUUUGUAUGCAAAGGAUGAACACAAACAUUGGUCAGGGUCCUUGACAGCCAACAUAGACAGUGGCCUGGGAUAGUAGCUAGGUUACAUUGAAGUUAUUUUCAGCUGAGAUAGCUGGAAGAAUGUACAAACCAACAGCUCCCAUUCUGGCAGGUUUUCUUUUAAUUCAAAAAAAACAACUCAAACAAAAAGGCUAAAAGUCAAGCAAGAGGGGAAGUGAGAAACUGAGUUCUAGAGAAAAAAUGUGCCAGUGUAAAAUAAACUCAUAAAUGUGUGCUUGUCAUCCUUCCAGUUUUUUUUUUUUUUAGUUGCAUUUCUUUUCUACUAUAACUUAAGAUUUCAGAUUGAGGUUUGUGGUUCAGAACAGACCCUCAGCAGAAAUAGUGACUGAUCGGAAAGUGCAGUUAGUUGUUCAAGGUCUGUCAUGCUCAAUCACCUAAAGCUGUAAUUUGUUUGAUAUGAAUAUUAAGCAUGUAGACCUAGUGCAGCAUGGGAACCACUCAGGAAGUUUAUGCAAAUAAUAAACUUUCAUGCAUAAUUUACUAUGAAGUAUGCAGAAUUUCAGCCACUUCUCUACACUUAACAUUUAGUUGUAUAUGUGAAAUCUCCUUUCUUAAUUGGGGAAUGUAGCAUUAUAUAGAAUGUUCUUAAUUUUAAUCUUUCUUGACAUUAACUUUUUAUUUUUAUUAUUUUUUUUGGUAAACCAAGUGCUCUGUCUUUAAGCAGUUGUCUGAUUUUGGUUCUUUGAAACUGUGAUUUUUAUUUCCUUUGUACCCAACCAUUAUAAGUAUUUUGUUUCCUGGAAAUUUUGUUUUGAAACAGAAAAUAAAGGCUGUGUUAAAAUGAGUAUGCUAUCUUA
Equus caballus (horse) is the source of this 11720-nucleotide messenger RNA. RefSeq names its product WNK lysine deficient protein kinase 3 (gene WNK3). Gene Ontology annotation, biological process: protein phosphorylation; positive regulation of potassium ion import across plasma membrane; negative regulation of sodium ion transport. The record is from RefSeq and is a predicted model, not a curated record. Gene Ontology annotation, cellular component: cytosol; cytoplasm. Gene Ontology annotation, molecular function: potassium channel inhibitor activity; ATP binding; protein serine/threonine kinase activity. Lineage: Eukaryota; Metazoa; Chordata; Mammalia; Perissodactyla; Equidae.